CACAGGCAUCCAGUCCUCUGGCUGAUCACAACAUGAAGGCCUUUGUGGUGAUUGCCGCACUAGCUGUGGUGGGCUCAGCUGCCCCCGGCAACUAUGCCAACCUCAGGAGUGCUGCUUCCCCCGCUGGCCUGGGUGCCAUCGCUGCCCCUGUGCACCUGAAGACCAUCAAGGUGGAUGAGGUCAAGUCUGCUCCUGUGACCGCGAACCACGCUGCUCUGACCUACUCGGCUGGCGCCAUCGCCGCUCCUCUGGGCUACGCCGGCCACGGCUACGCUGCUCCCCUGGGCUAUGCUGCCCACGGCUAUGCUGCCCACGGCUACGCUUCCCCCGCCGCUGUGGCUGUGAAGGCUGCUGCACCUGUGGAGCUCAAGGCCAUCAAGGUGGAUGAGGUCAAGUCAGCUCCUGUGACCGCGAACCACGCUGCUCUGACCUACUCAGCUGGAGCCAUCGCCGCUCCUCUGGGCUACGCCGGCCACGGCUACGCCGCUCCCCUGGGCUAUGCUGCCCACGGCUAUGCUGCCCACGGCUACGCUGCCCCCGCCGCUGUGGCUGUGAAGGCUGCUGCCCCCGUGGAGCUGAAGACCAUCAAGGUGGAGGAGGUCAAGGCUGCUCCCGCUCCCGUGGCCUACGCUGCCCCCGUGGCGUACGCCGCCCCCGCCGCCUAUGCCAACCACGCCGCUGUGGCUGUGAAGGCUGCCCCGGCUGUGGCUGUGGCUGCCCCCGCCGUCACCUACACCGCCGCCGCGCCCGCCAUCGUCCGUCAGGAGGUCGAGAUCCCCGUCACCAAGACGGUCCACUAUGCUGACCAGCAGGUCGUCACUGGACACACCACGAGCAUCCACAAGCCGGCCAUUGCUGCCCCGGCCAUCGCUGCCCCCAGAACCCUGGUUGGCAAGACCGUCACCAACCCAGCCACCGUCAGCGUGCAGAAGUACGCCGCCGAGGUCAAGACCAUCAACCACGUGCCCCAGCCGUACGAUGUGCCUUACGAUGUGCCCGAGCCGUACGCUGUGCCCACCCCCGUGCACACGGCCCCCGUGGAGGUGAGGAAGCGUGUCUACGCCCCGGCCGUCCAGGCUGCCCCUGUGGCUUACGCUGCCCACGGCUACGCUGCCCCCGCUGCUGUUGCCGUCAAGGCUGCCCCCGCCGCCGUUGCUGUGAAGGCUGCCCCUGUGGCUUACGCUGCCCACGGUUACGCUGCCCCGGCCGCUGUUGCUGUCAAGGCUGCCCCCGCCGCCGUUGCUGUGAAGGCUGCCCCUGUGGCCUACGCUGCCCACGGCUUCGCUGCCCCGGCCGCUGUUGCCGUCAACGCUGCCCCCGCCGCCAUUGCUGUUAAGGCUGCCCCCGUGGCCUACGCUGCCCACGGCUAUGCUGCCCCGGCCGCUGUUGCCGUCAAGGCUGUCCCCGCUGCUGUGGAGCUCAAGUCUGGCUACCUUGCACCCGCUCAGGCUUGGUAAUUUCACCCUUCCCUAUGCCACACAAUCAGAGCUACAGUGCAGCACAUUGGUGGGAAGGAUGAAGUUGCUCUGCUUGCGCAGCGUACAGCUUGUGUGAUUGAUGUGAGAGCAGCGUCGGCGUGUGGUGCCCAGACAUGUUGUGAUCAUCUUCCUCAAUAUAUUUCCAUUUUUCAUCGUA
Molecule: messenger RNA, 1635 nt
Organism: Pollicipes pollicipes
Lineage: Eukaryota; Metazoa; Arthropoda; Thecostraca; Pollicipedomorpha; Pollicipedidae
Product: calphotin-like
Exons: 2
Coding region: 33-1457 (474 amino acids)
Source: RefSeq, a predicted model, not a curated record